AUGUCUUCCUCCAGACUGGGGCUCUGUUUGGCUGCCUGUUUACUAAAUAUUUCAGAAGCCAGAAGGAAAUACAUUGUUGAGAACAUAGCAAAAGCAGCUCUUCUUGAAAAAAAAGGGCACAGGUAUCCUGAAGUAUCAGUGCUCAGUAUAUUUUCAUUUUCUGAUCAAGACUUCAACAUAUCAAUCAAAAUAGCAGCUUCUGUUAAUGAGUUAGGCCUUUCUGAGAAUUUGGUUCUGCAUGUUCCUGGCUGUGGCAUGUUUCUCCUUGGCGAGGCCGAUUUCCUCCAGAGAAGGAAGCAACUGGACUGGCUUUGGAGGAGAGAUCUCAGCGCUCUUGGAUCUGACCCGGGAGCUGCACCUGCCCGAAGAUGUGAUUUAACAGGUUCUCACUUUAGUCAUCAAAUGUCCCGUUCCGGCCGCGGUUUCCCUUUAGUGCACGUUCUUAAAAACCUUGCUUCAGGGCGUUUUGACAGUUGCGUUGGAAUAAAAUUGGAAUUUCAGCUUUGCAGUGAGGAGAUUCAUGCUGCCGCCAGAGCAGCCGAGUGCCAAUCUGCGGGAGGCGGGAGCCUAGCGAAACCGCAAACUGAGAAACAAACUUUCACAUCAGGUUUCUAA
Lynx canadensis (Canada lynx) is the source of this 615-nucleotide messenger RNA. RefSeq names its product formiminotransferase cyclodeaminase N-terminal like (gene FTCDNL1). The record is from RefSeq and is a predicted model, not a curated record. Gene Ontology annotation, molecular function: folic acid binding; transferase activity. Lineage: Eukaryota; Metazoa; Chordata; Mammalia; Carnivora; Felidae.